Molecule: messenger RNA, 5446 nt
Organism: Phascolarctos cinereus (koala)
Lineage: Eukaryota; Metazoa; Chordata; Mammalia; Diprotodontia; Phascolarctidae
Gene: SLCO4A1
Product: solute carrier organic anion transporter family member 4A1
Biological process (GO): sodium-independent organic anion transport; transmembrane transport
Cellular component (GO): basolateral plasma membrane
Molecular function (GO): thyroid hormone transmembrane transporter activity; protein binding
Source: RefSeq, a predicted model, not a curated record
GGGGGAGGCGGUCAGAAAGUGUAGUAGCAGCCUGCAGCCGGUGGCUGAAAAGAUACGCGACAGAUGCGGAUGAAGCGCAUUCAGAAGUACACGGAUCAGAUACUUAAAACUUAACCACUCCUAUUAUCACCUUUUUUUUUUUUCACUUGAAACUCUGGAAAUCAGACUGUUGUGAACACUGAAGGCUGAAUCCCCUUGUUGAUGGAAAUGCCACAAAAUCCAAGGGGAGAAAACACCUUUAUUUCAACCCAGUCGUUUGUUUUUUCCAGCAUACCCACUCCAGCUGAGAAUGGAUUUGACAUCGACUCUCCGGGCACCAAAGAGCUAUGUCGCACACCCUUGAGCAAUGGCACUGUACUUUCAAAUGCUAACAGUCCUUUAGACUCCUGCAUGCAGCCCCUCUGCAAUGCCACAUCUGGCAAAUCCAGCCCCUGUAGUGAAGAAGUCAAAUAUGUGUCUUCAGAGGGAGAAAACAUUGCCUGUGGCUGGGGGGCUUUCACCCCUGAUUGUUUACAGUUUUUCAAUACACCCAAAGGAAUACUCUUCUUCCUCUGCAUGGCCUCCUUUCUUCAGGGGAUGACGGUGAACGGCUUCAUCAACACAGUCAUCACCUCCAUAGAGCGUCGCUAUGACCUCCACAGUUACCAGAGCGGUCUUAUUGCCAGCUCCUAUGACAUAGCAGCUUGUGUCUGUCUGACCUUUGUCAGCUACUUUGGAGGCACUGGACACAAACCCAGGUGGCUUGGGUGGGGGGUGUUGGUAAUGGGGGUUGGCUCCUUUGUCUUUGCUUUGCCUCAGUUUACCACCGGUAAUUAUGAAGUGAACUUCUCACAAGAGUUUGGAACAUGUGGCUCAAAUCAAAAUAUAUCCUGUGCAGGAAGUACCUCAAGCCUCUCCAACUACAGGUUUGUCUUCAUGCUCGGGCAAUUCCUUCAUGGGAUUGGUGCAACACCACUGUACACUCUGGGAGUGACCUAUCUCGAUGAAAAUGUCAAGUCAAACUACUCUCCAGUCUAUAUUGCAAUUUUCUAUACAGCUGCAAUUCUUGGUCCUGCAGCAGGUUACCUGAUCGGAGGCGCACUGCUGAACAUUUACACUGAAAUUGGCAGGCCGACUGAACUAACUACAGAAAACCCUUUGUGGGUUGGGGCCUGGUGGAUUGGGUUCCUGGGGGCUGGUGCAUCUGCCUUCCUCAUUUCCAUCCCCAUCCUUGGCUACCCUCGUCAGUUGCCAGGAUCUCAGCGGUAUGUGGUAAUGAGGGUGUCUGAAACACAUCAGUUAAAGGAUGGGAGCCAUAAGACGGCAUCUGAUCCAGACUUUGGGAAAACAGUCAAAGACCUGCCUCUCUCACUCUGGCUGCUGCUUCGAAACCCUACAUUCAUCCUGCUCUGCUUAGCUGGGGCAACGGAGGCCACCCUCAUUGCUGGCAUGUCAACUUUUGGACCCAAGUUCCUCGAAUCACAGUUCAGUUUAAGUGCUUCUGAAGCUGCUACCUUAUUCGGUUACCUGGUGGUACCAGCAGGGGGAGGAGGUACAUUCCUUGGUGGAUUCUUCGUGAACAAAUUUAAGCUCCGCUGCUCAGGAAUUAUUAAGUUCUGCCUUUUUUGCACAUUGAUAAGCCUGUUAGCAAUCUGCAUAUUUUUCAUGCACUGUCCAAACAUGCCUAUGGCUGGUGUGACACUUAAGUAUAAUGGGAGUGUGUUGCCAGAAGGCAGUCUACAGCUGUUGGCUUCCUGCAAUGAGAAAUGUGGGUGUCUGAGGGAGAUCUACAGUCCGGUGUGUGGUACAGACAAUGUGAUGUACUACUCUCCCUGCCAUGCUGGGUGCUCCACAGUGUCCGUACUUCCAGAAGGGGACAAGAAGGUUUACCGUGACUGUAGCUGUAUUCCUCAGCAUUUCCCUUCUCGUUUGGGUCAUGCUACAGCAGGGAAAUGCACUUCAUCUUGUCAGAGAAAGUCCCUUCUUCUGGUUUUCGUAUUCGUUGUAAUUUUAUUUACAUUCCUAAGCAGCAUUCCUGCUUUAACUGCAACUUUACGGUGUGUCUCUGACCGGCAGAGAUCCUUUGCACUAGGAAUUCAAUGGAUUGUAGUACGCACUCUAGGUGGAAUUCCAGGCCCAAUCGCCUUUGGCUGGGUGAUUGAUAAAGCUUGCUUACUCUGGCAGGACCAAUGCGGAGAUCAGGGAUCCUGCUACAUUUAUCAGAACUCUGCCAUGAGCCACUACACCCUCAUUGCCGGAAUUGUUUACAAGGUGUUUGGGAUUGUUUUCUUUGGCUCAGCCUAUUUGCUGUAUAAGCCACCAAGAGGCUCCUCAGACUCCCCAGUAGCAUCUCCUCCCAGCAGUUCAAGUGCUUCUGAAAAUACCACUGACCUCCAGGAGCGUGGCUCUGUCCUACAAACCCAGAACAGUGUUUAAACAUUGCGCUGUGUCUCUCCGUAUCAGCCCCACGUCCCAAUGUAUUGCUGAAAUCCCCAUUUAAUUUCAUCACUUACAUCUGUACCCAAUAGUGUGAGUUUUUCCCAGAAGGGCUAACUAAGCACUUAUUUAUUCUUCUUAACAGAACUGAUAGACCAUUCUGAAGUGCUCCAAUCCAUUUUUACCCUCUAAAAAGCACAUGUUGGACUCUCAUGUUUGAGAGUAACUGAAAAACUUCUUAUUAUUGAGACAAACUGAUGGGUUAAGUUUUGAUUUCCUCAGUGAAGGAAAGUAAACUUGUUCUAGUCACAGGUAAGCACGAUGGGAGAAAGAAGGGAAGAAUGAGGCCAGCCCUGGACAUAGGAGAAGAGCAUGAAGUUCCUCUGUUCUAACUCUGCCUCCUCAUAAGAAAAGGUGGUAGCAGGAAGAAGAAACUAAACAGCAGAAACAGGAAGGAAACAAUGGCCUGGACUUCAUGGGAAGUCAGGAGGGCCUGUCUGAAUCCACCACUACCACCACCAUCACCAUACAUGACUUCAUAGUUGCCAUUCAGGGUGUCUUAGAAGGACUCCUAUUUGAUCUUGGGAGCUGAAGACUCAGCCAGGUCAGCACAAGGAAUGUCAGACCCUACCUUGGUCUUCCUUAUGUUCUGUCACUGCCAAAGCCUCUGAUCGUGUACCCUUUCCUAAGCUCCUUUGGUUCCUCAACUGUGGUUUCUAUUUCAGUAUACUUUUUUUGAAACAGGUGGUCUUGGAAGACAUCUAAGGAUCCACUUGAAUGCAUUGAAAGCUUUUUUUUUUUAAAUAGAGACACGAAACAAGGAUCUAUGCAAUUUUAGAUUAGCUUUUAAAAAACUAUCAAAUGGCUGAGUUUGUUUGAGAGUAUGUGUGAAUUUUGGAAUUUGUUGUUGGAGUAUUUUUUUGGAGGGAGGGGGGAAAUUAGUUUGAUGGUUUCUUCAUAGGCUCCCUGAUAUGUAGACUUUUAAAAAAUGUGCUGUAUUUUUCAUUGAAUCUUAUUGGUGAAUGUACAAAAUUAUUGUUCUUUCUUGGAGAAAACUACUGAUAAGCUGUCUAGUAGGAAGAUAGAGCCAAACCUCUCUCUCUCUCUCUCUCUCUCUCUCUCUCUCUCUCUCUCUCUCUCUCUCUCUGUAUGUCUCUCUCUCUCAGCCUCAUAUUUGUACACAUAAGCACAACUGGUAUUUAUUUAUGAAGAUAUUGCCCAGUAUGACUUCAAUCCUGAGUGUGACAAAGGAAACUUUUCUACCUACAAAUAGAUCCUCUGGAGGCCCUUUUAAAAAUCAGUCCACUGAAUCAAGUUACAGUCCAUCACGGCCUCGGUUGUCUUCAUAAAUUGCCUACACUUUGAUUUUUUUAAGUAUGUGUUCUGACAGGGAAAGGCAUGAAAGCAGUUAAGCUAUAGUACCAUGAGAAAUGGUUUUCCUUUGUGUAUAUCUUUUUUCUUUUUGCUGACCAUUACAAUGUAGGAGAACUGCUCUGUAACCACAUUGCCCCCCUCAAGCACUCACUGGAGUUUUCCUUGACCAUUUAGUCUGCAGUGAAUACUUGACUUGGACCAUUACGGGAGGAGCCUUUGAGAAGGGGGCCAUUCACACAGAUAAAGUGAGACAUAAUUUAAGUAAAUAUUUAUGAAGCUGCAGCUUUUAGGCCAGAUAGCUAGUGUAUAGAAAGUGUGACUAAACUGGAUGCUCAGAUGUGAAGCUCAUGAUAUGUGCUGGUAUAAAAUCAGGAGCUUAAACUUCAUAAAAAGUUUGUGUGCAUUUACCAUGUCCUCGAUGAAAUUGUAUGUAUGUACAUGUGCUGUAUUUUUAAUAUUUAAAGAUUUCCACCCCCUCCACAACAAAGUCCUAUAUUUCUAUGAAUUCUGAAUUGACUAGUUUUUUAACAAGGUCUUUGUAUAAACUUUAUUAGCUCUAAACUUGGUUAAAGGGCAAAGAGCACUUCUGACCUCAUGGGCCACCCAGCCGAAAUGCCAAGUGCCAUCCUAGGUUCUUUUUGUUUUCCUGUGUCCUCUGAAUGAUAUUUUGCUUGCCUGAAGUCCAUUGAGUCCCAGGGAUGUGAAGCCUUUGGGAUCAAGGGCAAAUGUGCUCCUACUUAGAGCACAAGUACUUCCUGCUGGAUUAGGACCAGUCAGCACAAUUGAAUGAAGUUCCUAUGUUUGGGAAAGCCUGGAUAAAAGUCAGCCACUCCCCUCCUGGUAGCCCUGGUGUUGGAGGGGUGUGUGUGUGUGUGUGUGUGUGUGUGUGUGUGUGUGUGUGUGUGUGUGUGUGUUUGGGGAGAAAUGGACAAGCUAUCUCCUCACUUCCAGCUUUAAAGGUAGUGUAGCCUAAACCUAAUAUGAGGGUGGGUAGCAAGGGGGUUAGAUUUAUUGAUCCAUUCCUCGGGAUCAUCAGCCUGCCGUUCCUCAAGAGCUCUGUACAUUGGAUCAUGGACUAUAUGGAAUUCCUGUUAAUGUAGGGAUGGUUUUAUGGAGAAGAAAUCCUCUAGCUUGGGGCUGAGAUUUUCUCAGGUGGUCAUUAAGAUACUGAGUUUUGACACCUGUGAGAGUGCGGUGGUGGGAGGAACAAAACCUGAAACUCCCACAAGAGAAGGCUUUGUCUAAAAGGGACAUUUCUGUUGAGUGGCCCUAGCUGCUGACUACCUUUCUACUCUUUGAUAUCCUGACCUGAAUUCUUGGAGGAGAAAUGAUCCUUUGGAAUUAGACUAAUGGGCCUGGGAGAGGGGGGAUAAAAAAGGAACGUUGAUGCCAAGUUCAUGAUAAACUUUUGAACCUGAAAUAAAACCAUCAGAAUGAUAUAAGUCCAAAACUAGGCGCUUUGCAGAGAUCAGGACAUUGUAUUACCACUUGACCAUUUGUACAACAUUGAGAGACAGAAAAAUAAAAUGGAUGCUUUAAUGUACAAAUAAUAAGUUGAGGAAAUGUGAAUUUGUAAUAUUUAUCCUAGAGGGCCAACCCAACUGUCUUGGUUAACCCAAUUUCCUGGCUGUCAGAAGUAUGAAAGUUUGGUUUUUUU